This is a messenger RNA of Opisthorchis viverrini, 450 nucleotides long. RefSeq lists its product as hypothetical. The transcript is spliced from 2 exons. Lineage: Eukaryota; Metazoa; Platyhelminthes; Trematoda; Opisthorchiida; Opisthorchiidae. Bases 1 to 450 code for a protein of 149 amino acids. The record is from RefSeq and is a predicted model, not a curated record.
AUGCUGCGUGGACCAACCUUCUUCCGACGAUCGUACACGCUACAUCUGAUACCCAGUUCAAAGCAGUAUAAGGCGCUUUUUAUGGGAGUUAUCACACUGGCAAGCCUACCACCCAGCACUGAUAACUUAAAGAGCGGUGUUGCGCCAUUUUUACAUCUCUCAGGUGAACGACAGCUGAACGACACGAACAAAAUCGACCCGGAAAACUCGGCCAGAACACGGAUCGCUUCACUCAGGGCCAUUACGCGGAAGGGGAAGCAGGGGACAUUUUGUGGUUUUAGUCACCCUUCACUACCCGUCUGCCGGAAAGCAGAUUUUGGAGAAGCUGUCAGCGUUCCCAACAAUCAACCAUACAUCCGAGGAUCGCCCUCCAGUGGCUUAAAAGCUGGGCCACGGAUGUCCCAGAGGAGGGUUUUGAAAAACGCUUCCGCUUUGUUUGAGUUCAGCUGA